AUGCCAAUAUUAUUUGCUUUCUCUCCUUGGGCCGAUAUAGGUAUGGAUGAACCUGCCUAUAAACUUGCAAGAUUAAUGGAUAAAUGUAUGUGGUACGAUCAUGAUAAUGGAGGAUUGGGUAUUCCAGUGAGUUGGGCAAUGUCUGGACAAACAAUGAAAGCAAUCGUAAAGACUGACCCAUCGAUCAAGGGAACCAUUAGAUAUAGAACUGCCAAUAAAUCAGUAUAUUCAAGUUGGGAUCAAUCAGAGAUUGUUGGAAGUACAUAUCAUGCAUCUGGGUUGGCUCAUCCAUGUUUAAAUGAUAAAUAUCAAGAAGCAUAUAUAGAUGGAUUUGUAAAAGAAGAUAUUAAAGAAACCAAUCAUACGAUGUGGGAUUUAUUUGAACGAUCGCCAAGAGGAUUCUGUCCAAGUGAAAAGUUGUUUAGAGGAGAGGCAUUUGGAAGUGACGCACAUGGACAGCACAACAAAGGACAGGUGUUCCAGUUGGAGAAUGGAUUAAAGGUGAUUCCAACGGUCAAUGAGAUUAUGCCAUCGGAUUUUGACCGUUAUCACAAGGCAGAGAUAUUAAUUGACGCCAUCAUUGAAUAUUGCAGAAGAAACCAUAUUGGACGUGUAUUGUUGUCGGCAGAUGUCGACUUUUGGUUGGACGACAAUGGAUUUGAUCGUAUCAAAUGGAUGUAUCUCAAGGCGAUGGAGAGAUCGAAUGAGAUUAGAAUGGUCAAUGCAUCGGCACUCGUAGAGUCGUCGUGGUCGAUUGGUUAUGCAGGUCUCAAGAGUCUCGACAACUUUUACCAAUCUAUCGGACUGACCAACGUACAACAACACAUCUCUACGUGGACCAAUGCCGCUGGCAACCUCGAGUUUAUUGAUUGGGGUCGAUCAGGUCGAUCGGCUGAAUUCAUCAAAGCGCACACUGACAAGUAUGAACGUGGCAUCAAUCACCAGCAAUGGGUCGAUGGAGCCAAGUUACAACUUUCUAAAAAUGUCUACCAAAACAUCUGCGGAACCGUCUUUUACGACAAUCGUCCCCAAUGGGAAAACUUUAUGCAAGAUUGUUUCGAUAAUAAUCUUUCAAAUGCUUGGAAUAUUUUAAAUGAUGCUUAA
Cavenderia fasciculata is the source of this 1104-nucleotide messenger RNA. RefSeq lists its product as uncharacterized. The transcript has 4 exons. Gene Ontology annotation, biological process: carbohydrate metabolic process. The record is from RefSeq and is a predicted model, not a curated record. The coding region runs from base 1 to 1104 and encodes 367 amino acids. NCBI's taxonomy places the organism in Eukaryota, Evosea, Eumycetozoa, Acytosteliales, Cavenderiaceae.